AUGUUCUAUUGGCGACACAUUUUUCUCUUUGUUCUCUUCGUAAAUGUUUCUUUGGCUAAAGUGUGCUCUUCAGAAGGCAUUGUGCCGUUUACUGGUUUUAAAUUUACUCGAACCUACCGUGUUUCUGUAUAUCCUUUAACUAGCCAGAGAGCCCUAUUGAUCACCCAGUGUAAAAAAGGCAAGGCUAUUUCCUCUCGCACAGUGGAAAUCCAAUCUGACCGAGACAUUGAUUUCGAUACAGUAUUUGGGUUCAAGUUUGAUAAUCCUCGUCUUCUCAACUACUCCGGAACCACAGUUCAACUGCAAGUGUCACAAAAAUAUAAGAUUGCAAGAAGACGACUCUACGCCAAGCUGAACUUAGUCUACUUUCUACCUUACACAUUUGUUGGCGGACUUUUCCGCUGCGAAGAUUCUUCUUCUUCAAAACACAGAGAACUGUGUGAUCCAGAACAUGCUACACCUGUAAGUCCGUUGGUGGCUGAUGACUCUAGCAAACACUGGAUGUCACUCCUGAUGAGGCCAGUAGGCGUAGUACACAAUGUCCCAUAUCUUCGAACCGCCUCACGAUGGGAUCCCAGGUUCCCGAAACUGAUUGCGUGGGAGUCGGCCGUCAAUGUGAAUGAAAAAUACAACUACGAUAAACUGGAGCUCAGGCUGGUUUCGAUGGCAAUUGCAAACACCGCCAAUUAUGUUCACAAGCUAACACGCUUACCAGCUUUUCCCCGAGGGCUCUUCACUCGGUCCAACGACUCGUCUAGUUUGAGCAGCCACCUUUCCUUUUUCCUAUCGACCCUAGAUUCCAAAGCAAGAUACUUCCACAUUGGUAAUCUCCAGAAUAUAUGGGAUAGCGUAUUUCAACAAUGA
Clavispora lusitaniae ATCC 42720 is the source of this 864-nucleotide messenger RNA. RefSeq lists its product as uncharacterized. The record is from RefSeq and is a predicted model, not a curated record. Lineage: Eukaryota; Fungi; Ascomycota; Pichiomycetes; Serinales; Metschnikowiaceae.